Molecule: messenger RNA, 327 nt
Organism: Colletotrichum paranaense
Lineage: Eukaryota; Fungi; Ascomycota; Sordariomycetes; Glomerellales; Glomerellaceae
Exons: 1
Coding region: 1-327 (108 amino acids)
Source: RefSeq, a predicted model, not a curated record
AUGCAUUUCCUUACAAUGGCAAAAUGCCCGCUUCCAACAACCCAGCCGCCACCAAUCACCAACUCUGCAUCCUACCCUCCACCGCAAAGAGGACCACAACAGGUCAGCGAGGCGCCGCUGGUUAUCUGCGUGCCUUGCGUCGCCAUCUACGCAUCAUGGAAUUCGCCAAUGCCGGUGGUGGGUGCCACAGGCGAGGCCGGGAUGCUCUACCGUAAUCUCCAACUACCGCCAUCACUCGCCGUCCUACGGAGCGGCGUUGAUCACGGAAUCCGACCGGCGUUCUCAAAAGGAUACGCUCCUCUGUGUGGCUGCAGCCAUUUCUCCUAG